Messenger RNA from Exaiptasia diaphana, 1282 nucleotides. Its product is annotated as MORC family CW-type zinc finger protein 3. The transcript is spliced from 11 exons. The record is from RefSeq and is a predicted model, not a curated record. Gene Ontology annotation, cellular component: nucleus. Gene Ontology annotation, molecular function: ATP hydrolysis activity. NCBI's taxonomy places the organism in Eukaryota, Metazoa, Cnidaria, Anthozoa, Actiniaria, Aiptasiidae. The coding region runs from base 65 to 1282 and encodes 405 amino acids.
UUGUAGUUCUUGUKGGUAUUCGUUGUGUUGUUGUCGUAACUGUCACUCUGAAUUUCCUCUUAAAAUGGCUCACAUCAACCUGAUUCCAGGGGAACAAGGAGUCCGUUUAAGCACGCUGAGCCCGAAGUAUUUGCACACUAACUCAACUAGUCACACUUGGCCGUUCUCAGCAAUCGCCGAGCUGAUAGACAAUGCAUAUGAUCCCGAUGUAGAUGCAAGCCAGCUCUGGAUUGACAUCGAACGAUACGGCUUUGAGCAAUGUCUGACGUUCACAGAUAACGGAGCUGGUAUGGACUCGCUGAAACUUCACAAAAUGCUUAGUUUUGGAUUCUGCGAAAAGGUUGCUAAAAAUGAUCAUUUGCCGGUGGGACACUACGGCAACGGGUUCAAGUCUGGCUCAAUGCGUCUGGGUAAAGAUGCAAUCGUCUUCACAAAGCACAAAGAAUCUCGUAGCGUAGGGUUCUUAUCCCAAACUUACCUAGAAACAGUGAAAGCUCAGACUAUUUUAGUCCCGAUUGUUUCUUGGGAUGCGGAAGAUAAUAUGGUYGAGCGUUCUGAUGGAGACAGAGCCUUGCAAGAUAUCUUGAAAUACAGCUUGUUCAGAUCCAACGUAGAUAUCAUGGGUCAGUUUAAUAAGAUYAAAAGCCUSACKGGAACCAGAAUAGUAAUCAACAAUAUGCGCAGGACACRGGAAGGAAAAUACGAGUUUGACUUCAAAACAUAUUACAAUGAUAUAAGGAUUCCAGACGACGUGGAACUUGACAGUUAUAAGUAUAAGCGUCAAGAGAGACAGUAUCAUAUACCAGAGUCUGACUACUCUCUUCGGGCRUACUGUUCUAUUUUGUACCUCAAACCAAGAAUGCAAAUCAUGUUGAGAGGUUCCAAAGUCAAGACUACAGUUAUUGCUAAAAGCCUUAGCAAAACAGAAGUAGAUACUUACAAACCACAGGGAGUUGCGAGACCAAUUAAAGUGACAUUUGGGUUCAGUCAGAACAAGAAUCAUUAUGGCAUAAUGAUGUAUCAUCGCAAUAGACUGAUCAAGCCUUAUGUUCGUGUGGGUUACCAGUUGAAGGCAAAUAAUCUUGGUGUUGGGGUUAUUGGUGUGAUUCAGUGUGAUUAUCUUCAACCUACUCAYAAUAAACAAGACUUUGACUAUACCAAAGCAUACAGAUCAAGCAUGAGUGCUUUAGGAUCAAAACUAAAUGACUACUGGAAUGAGAAGAAAGGACGACUACAUGCUAACAGUACGGCUGCAAUCCCAGAACCUAAAGAAGUUGAGUAA